Molecule: messenger RNA, 2039 nt
Organism: Polypterus senegalus (gray bichir)
Lineage: Eukaryota; Metazoa; Chordata; Cladistia; Polypteriformes; Polypteridae
Product: gastrula zinc finger protein XlCGF57.1-like
Exons: 3
Coding region: 251-1843 (530 amino acids)
Biological process (GO): regulation of transcription by RNA polymerase II
Cellular component (GO): nucleus
Molecular function (GO): RNA polymerase II transcription regulatory region sequence-specific DNA binding; DNA-binding transcription factor activity, RNA polymerase II-specific
Source: RefSeq, a predicted model, not a curated record
UUUCGAAUCAUAAAAAAUGUGUGCACCUCGACACGACACGCGGUGAGUUUGAACAGCUGACGAGCACUCUGGAACAUCCGUGAGGCCGGAAAAGUGAAGCCACUAACUAAGUCGAAGAAGCGGACUGCACUACUGUUUGUCUGGACGAUUACAGGGGCCUCUUUUCCAAUUAAUAUGCUCAGGCUUUGACAUACGUAAUGUCCUUUAGACCAAGGUUGUGAAUGUGCAUAAGGAACGGACCAGAGGGAUCAUGUCCUCGUCCAAAGAUAAUGUCAUGGAGCAAAGACUGGCCCACAUCAAGAAAGAGGAAUAUGAGUGGGGCUUAGCCCACCUUGCACCACUGAAAGACUAUAAGAAGAGAAUUUUGGUUUUCAAAGAGGAAUCUGAAGAGACAAUGGUUGGCAUUAAAGCAGAAGAUUCCGAACAGGUCUCUGUUAGCCAUGAACAAAAGCCUGCAAAUGUUUUCAAGGAAGAUGAGUCUUCAGGGAAUGGUUUCAGUUUGCUGGUGUGUCCAGAACUAUUGAAAGAGAGGAGUUGUGUAGGGGCUACCGAGACCGGGCAAUACACUUCAUCAGAGCGUUGUGACAAAUGGAGUCCUAAAUCACCAGACUUUGAGGUUGAAGUUCCUGAGAGGACAUGUUACAAGAGAGAAACUGCGGAACAGUCAACUGAAAAGCACCUUGGAACAUCAGAAGAAAGCGACAACUUCUCCCCACCUUCAUUUGCUCAGACAUCCCUCCAUUGCAGACCACAACAGAAACAGUAUGAUGAAAAUAGCAAAGAAUUAAAACCUGGACCAAAAAUCUUAAAACUGAACUCUCUGCCAUUUAGUUCUUUUCAUAUUGUGAGCUUAUCAGGAAUAGAUGCUAUUAGCAGUAAACCGGUGCAAAGUAUCAGUUCAAUAGAUUUGUAUAUCUGCCAAGAGUGUGGGAACAGUUUUAAGCGCAAAUCUAAUUAUAAGAAUCAUCAGAAGAUUCAUAUGAGGAAAACUCCAUGCUGCUGUUCAGAAUGUGGUAAACAAUUUGCAAGCAUCCGGAGUCUACAUUUACAUAAAAGAAUUCACACUGUGGAGAAACCUCAUUGUUGUACUGAGUGUGGCAAACGGUUCUCACAGAUAUGGCUACUUGAAAGCCACACUAAAAUCCACACUCGGGGGAAGCCUCACAGCUGUUCUGAAUGUGGCAAACAAUUCUCACAAAUAGGCCAUCUCCAAAUACACACAAGAGUUCAUACUGGAGAAAAACCCCAUUGCUGUUCUGAAUGUGGGAAACAAUUCUCACAAAUAAGCAGUUUGAACGCACACUCAAGAAUUCACACUGGUGAAAAACCUUACUGUUGUUCUGAAUGUGGUAAACGAUUUUCACACAGUAGCAUCCUUCGUAGACACACACAAAUUCAUACUGGAGAGAAGCCAUACUCUUGUUCAGAGUGUGGCAAUAAAUUUUCCACUAGUCACAAUCUUCGGAAGCAUAUGAGAAUUCACACUGGGGAGAAGCCAUACUGCUGUUCCGACUGUGGAAAACAAUUAACCACCAGCAACAGCCUACGGAGCCACAUGAGAAUUCAUACUGGAGAGAAACCAUAUUGCUGUUUUGAAUGUGGAAAAAGAUUUUCACGCACAAGCGAUCUUCAGAAACAUUCAAGGAUUCACACUGGAGAAAAACCUCAUCAUUGCUCAGAAUGUGGCAAACAAUAUUCAGAUGCAAGAAGCCUUCAGAUCCAUGUGAAAAUUCAUACUGGAGGAAAGCCUCAUUGCUGUACAGAAUGUGGAAAACGAUUCUUACACAAAAUCAGCCUUCAGAGCCAUUUACAAAUUCACAUUCCUUUAAAAAACUCAGCCUAGUAUUUCACAGGAGUGAGGGGAAUGUUUUUAAAAAUGUAUAGUCAAGCAGAAAGAAACAGUAGAAAAGACUACGAAUUUUAAGGAAAGUAUCGUGUUGAGUUAAUGCAGCCUCUAGUGGAUUACCACUGGCAACUCAGAAGAGAUGUGUCUAAAUUUACCAGUGGAAGUUAUUGAUCUGUGCUUGAGGAGGUUCAAA